CGAUAAUAAAAUGAUCCACGAACAGUAUAGAUUCUUCGGCAAAGAAUUGGUUAAUUCUUCAGGUGAAUUCCAAAAGGAAAACACAGACAGAAAUAAACCAAAGCAUCUUACUGUAUUACCUAGAUAUCUCAAACUAAAUUUAUGGCAGGAAGAGAGAGAAAACAAAAUGGAAGUUGAAAAUUGCACUCAAUAAUUAUGUUCUUUUGAUUAAUAAAUGCUUAAAGACCCUCAAUAUACUUCACUAUAUAGUUAAGAGAUCUUUACUUAUUUGUUGACUUAAGAAUAGAAAUAUUUAGUUAGUAAUAAUUAUAUGAAUGAACAAUAACAACCUGACUUAAAUACUAGAAUGAGAGCAAUCCUACUGGAUUGGCUGAUUGAUGUUCAUCUCAAAUUUAAAUUAAGGGAUGAGACAUUAUAUGUUACAACAUAUUUAAUAGACAGAUAUCUAAAUCUUAAGACUACGACCAGAUAAUAACUUUAACUAGUUGGAGUGGCUUCCUUAUUUAUAGCUUGUAAAUAUGAGGAAAUAUAUCCACCUGAUUUGAAAGAUUUCGUGUACAUCACUGACAAUGCCUACACUAAAUAGGAUGUACUUGAAAUGGAAGGAUAAAUAUUGUAAACCUUAGACUUUUCCAUAACCUAACCAUCAAGUUAUUGUUUUCUCCAGAGAUUUGGUAGAAUUGCAGGAUUAGAUGCCAAGAAUUUAUUUUUAGCUUAAUAUCUUUUGGAGCUUUCAAUGAUUGACAUCAAAUUCAUGAAUUACAAACCAUCGUUUCUUUCCGCUGCUGCAAUUUAUUUGGUCCAUAAAAUAAGGUAAUAGAAAUGUAUUUUCAUAGGAAGACUCCUCAAUCUUGGAAUGAAGAAAUGCAGAAAAUGACUGGCUAUAAUGAAUAAGAACUUAGGUAUUGUGCCAAAGAAAUGUGUCUUGUAUUGCAAUCAUAAGAUAAAUCAAAUCUAUAGGCUGUCAGAAAAAAGUUUGCUUAGCCUAAAUACUAAGAAGUAUCACGCAUUAGAGUGGAAAGGCAGAUAAAGUAAUAAAAAUGAAUGAAU
This is a messenger RNA of Paramecium octaurelia, 1050 nucleotides long. Lineage: Eukaryota; Ciliophora; Oligohymenophorea; Peniculida; Parameciidae. The record is from the annotation of a GenBank genome assembly.